AUGGCAAUUUCUCACCAUACCCGUUCGUCUAUCGGCGCAGUGGAACCAAACAUGGUGUUGGAUCAUGGCUCGAACUUUGUCGUGGACAAUGUCCGUGUCAACAAUGCCGACAACAUCUAUAACAUUUCGCAAAGCGCGGAAGAUCCGUACGCGAAACUACUUGAACAAUGUGCCGUGGAGGCUACACACGAAUCGUCUACUGCUGCCUAUGCUCCCAGGUGCAAGCAAGGGACGCGACGGCGGGUCAUACACGAUAUCAUGCAGUGGACAUACUUCUCUGAGAAGCCUAUCCUAUGGUUCUCGGGACCAGCCGGCGGAGGGAAAACAUGCAUUCAGCGUGAAGUCGCGCGGCAAGCCGCCGAUGAAGGGAUACUGGCCGGCUCGUAUUUCUUCUCCUCCCGGAUACAAGGCUUGAACACCGACAAGCCUUUCAUCGCCACCUUGGUCCACCAGCUAUCGAACGCGAUACCCGAAUUCGGCGCCCUCGUCCCCGAAGCAAUACGAAACCAGCCCGGCAUCUUUCAAAAAUCGCUUGACUUCCAGCUCAAACACCUUAUCUUGGAUAUACUACCCCACCUUCCACCGACAGUACAUCGUCGAAUAUACCUGUUGGUAAUCGACGGCUUCGACGAGUGUCGAAGUGUCACCCAGCGGAGGCAUUUGCUCCACCUCAUCUUAGCGUUGGUCACCAACCCCCACCUUCCCUUUCGGGUUGUCAUCGCCAGCCGUCCCGAGCUCGAUAUUCGAACAGCAUUCGGCUGUGCACCGUUACUUUCCUUCACCCACUUCAUCCGACUGGGUGACUAUGAUGGCACGGAUGACAUUCGUGCGUUCUUUUGCGACGAAUUCAUGAGAAUUCGGGAGAACCACCCAUCCGGGGCGUUCAUCCCUGCAGGCUGGCCACCGGAAGAAGACAUCGAGGAGUUGGUGCUCAAAGCGUCGUCCCAAUUCAUCUUCGCAUCUACCGUCAUCAAGUAUGUCGACAACCCACGACAGAAUCCGGUGACGCUCUUGCGGCGGGUGUUCGAGUAUUCCAAAUUGGCAGUUGUAGGGAAAGAGAACCCCUUUGCAGAGCUCGACGCCCUCUAUGCCCUGGUUCUGCAUCCACCUGAGGCUGAUCUUGACCUCAUCCGUUUGCUUCUCCACACGAUCAUGGUCCUCUCGAAUCCCCAAUCACUGAACUGGAGACGCGAGCCCACUUUCUUGGACGGGUUCCUCGACCUCGAACCAGGGACCGCGUCCAUGGCCCUCUGCGACCUACAUUCAGUGCUGGACAUCCCCAGCGAUGGGAGCCAUUGCUAUAUUCGUUUCCAUCACAAGAGUCUCGAAGACUAUCUCACUUCCCCAAGUCGGUCUGGGGAUCUGUACCAGUCCCUUGAAGAAACCCACUUGAGUAUUGCGAUGCAGCAUCGAAUCUUCUCUCUUUUUCGACCGACAGGCCUCGUCGCAUGGCAAGCCUCGCGGCCUCCGGCAGGUGGUCCACAGAUCCCUGAGUGCAGUGCGACCGUCAUACAGGCUGUUCGCUGCUUUGCAAAAGGCUCGAGUUUAUUCGAGAGAACUGGUCGAAGCAAGGAAUUCGCCAUCGAAGCGCUCGCGACUGAAGCGCGUGUUGGUGAAAUUAAGGCGUACCGCACCUGCACAUGCAGGGCCGCAUCAUCAUCUCCUUUAUUAUUAUCACCUUUUACUGUAUCUCCUCCCGCAUGUGCUCUUUAUCUCGUGAUCUUCCUUGUAGAGAUGUCUGAUGAGGAGAUAGAGUAUAUUGGCACACAGCGAGCUCUGAAGCGACCACUGACAGGAAUCGCUCUGAAUGUCGAGAAAUACGAUAAUAACGAUGCGUAUCGACUGGUAUUCAACAGGGCGAACGGUUGUGUCAUCCAUAUUGGCCGUCGACCAGGCGCAGAUUCGACCAGGUCGCACGACAACGAUAGUGGCAAUGCCAUGUUCAGAUGUGCUGUGGUGAGCAGGAAGCAUGCAAAGAUUGCGUUCUCAGACAACGGAAAUGCCUAUAUCAUCGAUCUCAACUCCCAUCAUGGGACUCAUUUGCGCAAGGCUGGUCAGUUAUCGUCGAAGAUGCUGAAGCCAGAAGAGCCCAUGCUACUGUCUGAUGGCGACGUCAUCACCUUCGGUAAGACUGUUGGCAGAAAUGAGGACUCCGUUCGCCCCGUGGUCGUCCGCGUCGAACUCUUGCGAAACCCUCAACCCAUCAAACCCUUAGUGGUACCCUCACCAGCAUCCGACAAGUCGAGCUCUGGGCGGUACGGCAUCUACACCUCCUCAGGCUCUUCCGACGAGAUGCUGGAUUCAGAGGUUGAAGAGAUUCCAGCUCCAUUCAGAGAACCACCUCUCGCAUCGAAGGCGAUUCGUGUUCUGUCCGACACAGUUAGAGGCAUGCUCAAUGACUUGCACGACCCCAUGACCACGCUUGCUCCUAUCGACCCCCAUCGUCUGUCGAGAUCGCAUUCGCCCAUGGACCUAGAGAGUCCUCCCGCUCAUAACAAAGAGCCUUCUGUCGUAGGAGCGUGGCCGUCUAGUUCCGACCACUCUGGUGAACCCAGCGAAAAUGAGCAACCUCGAACCGACGUCGGCGUCGCACCGAUCACAACCAGUCCGGAAAGCAACCCAAAGGAGGACGACUCCCACGAGGUUGAAGCCGAAGUUGACUCGCAGUCUGACCUUGACCACUUCAUGUCUGACUCUUCGAUAUCAUCCUCUCGCCGAUCGUCCCCGGGCCAGGGAGAGGUCGUUGAAGCUCCCAAUCGGGGUGAUUUGAAGGAACUCGUAGACAUGUUGCAGGAGGACGUCAAGAAGCUUCAUGAUCACCGACGCAAGUAUCGUCUGAAAUUUAACACAAAUGUUCACACCAUUUCCGACAAGAUAACCGAAUACGACGCCCGCCUUAACAAACUCUCCAGUGAUCACGCUACCCUAACCGAAAGGGUCGACAACCUCGCAUCCUUGGAAUCUGCAGAGGUCGUCGCCCAGCUGGACGACCUUCACGAACGCCUCGACAACCUCGCGGAUAUCGAUAUUUCUGACUUACAAGAUCAAGUGGAUGGUAUUGAUGGAGAGUUAUCAAAUCUUUCUAGGAGGUGCGACGAACUUUUUGCGGCUCAGGAAUCAGACAAAGAGAAGCAGGAGGCCGAGAGGGCUCGGGAGGUAGACGCUCUGAUCAAAGAAAUAACGCAAAUUCGAGAUUCGACGCGAGAGCAAGCUGAUGUCUACAUGGCAGACCUUAAGGCCUCCGCUGACGGUCUCUUGACUCAGCUCAAAUCUGAGGUCGCCCGAGCGAGCACUUUGCUUUCCGAGAUCCAAGCCCAGCAUUCUCCUCCUACGGUAUUGAAGAAGCGUAAGCGCGACGAUUUGGAUGACUCCGAUGGCCUUUCUGAAAGAUCGACCCCCCUUCCUCCUUCAAUGGCCGAGAACGCCGACGAGAACGUCUGGCAUGACGUCAUCUCCAUGAACGCUUCCCAAACGGAGCAAGCCCCUAUUCAACGUGAGGCGACUCCCCCGCCUCGAAAGCGUAUCAAGAGAAUCGCCACUAUUGCUGCGCAUACUGCGACAGCUGUUACCAUUGGAGCUGUUGCAGCUUGGUCAGCUUUGGCCUUUGCAUGA
Molecule: messenger RNA, 3612 nt
Organism: Coprinopsis cinerea okayama7#130
Lineage: Eukaryota; Fungi; Basidiomycota; Agaricomycetes; Agaricales; Psathyrellaceae
Product: NWD2
Exons: 14
Coding region: 1-3612 (1203 amino acids)
Molecular function (GO): protein binding
Source: RefSeq, a predicted model, not a curated record